AUUACAAUUCGCGGUUUAAAAAGACGCUAGUCGUAAGUGUUGAACACGCUUUAAGCUCCGUAGGGUGUUGUUUUCCUACUACUGUAACUGAUAUCCGGCCAAAAAACAGCUCAUACGAAAUAAUUAGAAUUGUAUACCUGAUCUUUUAACUGUUGUCUUCCUGGAUACCGAUCUCCCGUUCCGAACUUGCGGUGCUCAAACGGUACGUUCGAGCAAUUUUUACUGAUGGAAGACGACAUUCUGCGUCUCACUAAAAAAUAUAUUGGAGAUUCGCACGUUAAAAGGUGUCAGGAGAGAUCAAUUAAAAAGAAAAAGAAGCUCAUCGCCGUACUAGAUCAGGGACGACUUCCAGAUGUAGGCUUUUCUGAAGCCGAUAUUGAAGCAUUAUUUCUCCAAAUAUCAUCUUUGGAUUCUAAUAACUGGGAGAAUUCUGUGGGUGUUGGAGAACGAGAAGGACGAGUACUUGUGAAUUUUAUUCGUCGUCGUCAUUAUGGGUUUACACAUGGUAUUGGACGUUCUGGUGAUAUAGCUGCUAUUCAACCAAAAGCUCCUGGUUCAAGUCUUAUUUGUCGACUAACUAAUCAAUUGUUACUUGAUUGGUUGAGAAAAUCAGGAUCACCAAGUACAUCUGCAUGCUUUCUUGUACCAAUGGCUACUGGAAUGUCAUUAACACUAUGUUUACUGGCUAUGAAAAGACGUCGUUCAUAUCGAGCUAACUUUGUAUUAUGGUCACGUAUUGAUCAGAAGUCAUGUUUUAAAUGUAUGCUAGCUGCAGGAUUAAUACCUAUCCCUAUCGAAUUAGUCUCAGAUUCUUCAAAUGAUCAACUUUGUUCAAAUCUUGAUGCUUUAGAGAUAGCAUUAAAGAAUCCUGCUAAAUAUUUACUAGAUCAUUGGCCAGAUGCUGCAAAAGCUUAUAAUAUAGAUGAUAAAUCCAUAGAAAAUUCUACAUCUGAUGAUAUUGUAUGUAUUUUUACAACUACAAAUUGUUUUGCACCUAGAGUUCCAGAUAAACUACAUGCCAUUACUAAAUUGUGCAUUAAAUAUGGUGUAUCACAUUUAAUCAAUAAUGCUUAUGGUGUACAAUCACCUAGAUGUAUGCGUAUGAUUGAAUCAGCUGGAAAAUUGAUUAUUGAACAUAAUUUAAACACAUCAAAUUCAACUAAUCAACCAAUUGAUUUGUUAUAUGUACAAAGUACUGAUAAAAAUUUAAUGGUACCAGUUGGUGGAGCUGUAAUUGCUGGAUUUUCUACCGAUUUAGUUGAUUUUGUCGCUAAACUUUAUCCCGGUCGAGCUUCAGGAUCACCAACAUUGGAUGCAUUCGCAACAUUACUUUAUCUUGGUAAUAAAGGUUGGAAUGAUUUAAUUCAACAACAAUCUAUCUGUUUCAAACGAUUACAUAAUGGAUUAAAACAAUUAAGUGAAAAAUUUAAUUUAAAAUUAUUAGAUACUCCAUUAAAUCCUAUUUCAUUAGCAUUAAGUAUAGAAAAUCUUCUACCUAAAAUAGUUACUAUGCAAAAAAUAAAAAAUAAAAAUAAUAUCAUAGAAGAUAAUCAAAAAAGUGAAAUAUUUCAUCAAUUAACACAAAUUGGUGCUAAUCUUUUUACAAAAGGAUGUUCAGGUGUAAGAGUUAUUCUACCGUCAUCUAUGCAAAAUUCUAUUAAAUUAGAUCUAUAUGAAUUUUAUGGAUUUAAUUCACAUAGUUCUACAUCUAGGAUACCUUAUAUUAAUGCAGCUUCAUCAAUUGGACAACAUCAAUAUGAAAUUGAUAUAUUUAUUAAAAAACUUGAUAAAGUAUUACAAUAUUUUCAAUAUUAUAUUAUCAAUAAAUAUAAUAUUGAUUUAAUCAAUACUAUGACUACUAUAACUACAAUAAAUAAUGAUCAGGAUCAUGAUGAUGAUGAUGAUCAGGAUCAUGAUGAUGAUGAUAAUGAUCAUAUUUUAUCCAAAGAAUCAUUCAAGUUAAAUUCCCGCUUCAUCUAAUUUACAUUCAAUAUUCAAUUGUAUAAAUACUGUAUGUAUUUUGUGUUUUGUUUUUCUUUUUCGCGCCUUUUUUUUGUUGUUGGUUGUUUUAAAUGAUACAUGUUACUUUUGUUAUUUCUAUUAAUUAUCUUUAUGAUUUUGAUGUUUAGAGAUUUAUUGAUUUUCUAUUUUGUUAUUUUUGUUGUUGUUGUUGUUGUUG
Molecule: messenger RNA, 2179 nt
Organism: Schistosoma spindalis
Lineage: Eukaryota; Metazoa; Platyhelminthes; Trematoda; Strigeidida; Schistosomatidae
Source: the annotation of a GenBank genome assembly